GCUCACUAGAAGUUCCUGACUGCGACUCGGGAGCCUCACUGCUCAUGUUCUAGUCCACGUGCAGACGAGGGGGGCGAGAAGCUGUUGCUGAGAAGUGGAGGGAAACGAGGAAAAAAGGGGAAAUUGAGAGAAAAGUUCUAGCGAGAAGCUAGUCAAACGCACGGUUAUGGCGAAUCAAGUUGAGAGUGCUCUCCAUUCAUCCGAAAUUAAAAAACAAAAGAUUGAGUAUUGGCAAUUGUAAAUAUGGGAUGGUUGUUCUAGCCGGGAUUAAAUUAUGAUGCACCGUUCAAAGUCUCAAUGCCAAGCUCUCAACUGCGUGAUUUGGAUUUGGUGAAAUGGUUGGACAAUAAACUUGGCGAUAACAACGAAUUAUGGAGUGGUCGACAAGCAGCAUCGUUACUUUCACGCGAAAUGUUGGUAGAAUUGGAAACAUGUUUUCAAGCGCUGGAAUCGCAUGUUAAACUGAAAAUCAUAUUAGCUGUCCCGCAUUUGUCCUAUCGACUUAUUACAAUGUGGAAAGAACCAUUAAUAAAUUUGUUGGAACUAGCUCGAAGAGAUGCUGAUGAUUGGAUUGAAACCGUUGCUGACAUGUAUAGAGAAUAUCCUAAUCGACAAUGUAUAACGCCGACACCUACCAAUGCAGAUUCAUAUUUCUGUAAAUCACUUGAUGAGUUGAGGAAAAUGGUUAGAAAACACUCCGCAAAUAACAAUUUGCGAUUGUUACCGCUUGAUUUAAGUGCCGUAUCACAAAGUGCAAUCAAGACACGUUUUGGUUUAACUGAAAUUGAAAGUCGAAAACAUUUCAAUUUGAAACGACGUGCUAAAUCAUAUACGUUAAAAGCUGAGCUCUUGAAAUCGGCAGAAAUUGGUUACAAUCGAAAUAAAAAUCAGAAGCUUGACGUGGUAUCACCAAGUUUCCCGAUUCGCAUGCGAAGCACUGUCAGAAAACCAAAUAAUGAUUUACCAAUGCGUGGGAUUCCAACCACAAAUACUUGCAAAUUAUCCGCUGGUUUUACGAAUGAACCACGCAAAUUUCAAAGACAGUUAACGAGACGCGAAGGUGGUGCUAAAUUUAUUGACAUUGGUGAUCUGCCGCAGGCACUGAGUGUUCGUCGAAAAGAGCAGGAAGCAGAGGAACGCGCAAGAAGACAUCAAGAGAGGGAAGAGCAGAGAAAGCGUGCACAGGCCGAAAAGGUUGCAAAAGAAGCGAAACGAGCUGCAAUAGCGGCGCAGAAGGCCAAGGAAGCUGCUGCUGUUACGGCCGCAACAGUGGAUGAAGUUACGGCUGCAGUGAAUGAAGCAAUUUCUUCUGCAGUUCGAAAUAAUCCAAAUUCGCUUUUUGAAGAAUGUAACGCUCCUGUGAAUAACCAAAGCAGUGACUCCAGACAAGAUACCAACCAACUCACAUCCUCCUACGGCGAUGUUCGCGAUUUACCAACAAUACAGUCAGAACAAAGUCAGGAUUCACAGCCGUCUUCAGCUGCAGUUCAUCUCUCUCGGCGUGAAUCAUUCGCACGCCGACAAUGUGAAGAAAUGUUAGCUUGUGCCAAUGUAUUGAAUGAAGAAGGUCAUCGUAUGGUCAUUGCUUUCAUGUCCGGUAACAAAGUUCAUCCAUACCCUCAUUUGGGUGAUCUCUUGACGUUGAAGCUGUCAGAAACAUAUGAAGAUGAGCUUCGACCAGAUGGAACAGUGCAGAAAAUGCGUGUGGAAACCUUCUUUCAGAUGGAUUAUCGAACAGGAGAAUGGAAGCGCCUGCGAAAAACGCGUGCUUUACGCCCUGAAGAAAUGCGCACAUUCCAGCAAACGUUCAUGCAAUCACCGCAUACUCGAGCAGCGAGCUGAGUUGAAAAAGACGUAGUUCAUUCUCCUGUACAAUCCUGUCAAUCUCAUCAUUACUGGUGUUGUCCUAAUGGCUGUUUUACAUGUUUUUGGGGUUAAAAAAUAUAACUAUUAGUUUCGGUUGAAAUUCUUUAUUCAAUUAAGGAUUUCAAUUUGAAGGAUAAAGUUUAAAUGAUGUGUUCUUUGUUAUUUACGUACCC
Loa loa (African eye worm) is the source of this 2039-nucleotide messenger RNA. RefSeq lists its product as hypothetical. Bases 298 to 1842 code for a protein of 514 amino acids. Lineage: Eukaryota; Metazoa; Nematoda; Chromadorea; Rhabditida; Onchocercidae. The record is from RefSeq and is a predicted model, not a curated record. The transcript is spliced from 12 exons.